CCGAAGCCGUCAGCCUUUCUAUUCUGCUGCGUGGAUUAUUUUUGCUGAAGCAUUUGCAAUUUCUUUCCGCCUUUUUUGGGGGAGGACUUCGCUGCCUUCCGAAGAUCUUGACCAACGCUCGGGCUCUGUGGGAAGGCUUUGGGCUGUCCGGCCUUGGAUUUUGCAUUUCUUCCUUGGAACUGUCGUGGGGCUGUUUUCCACUGUGGAUUAUAACUGCAACAUGACGCUGGAAGAGCUCGUGGCGUGCGACAACGCGGCGCAGAAGAUGCAGACGGUGAGCGCCGCGGUGGAGGAGCUGCUGGUGGCCGCGCAGCGCCAGGACCGCCUCACCGUGGGGGUGUACGAGUCGGCCAAGCUGAUGAAUGUGGACCCUGACAGCGUGGUCCUGUGUCUCCUGGCCAUUGAUGAGGAGGAAGAAGAUGACAUCGCCCUGCAGAUCCACUUCACGCUCAUCCAGUCUUUCUGCUGUGACAACGACAUCGACAUCGUGCGGGUGUCGGGCAUGCAGCGGCUGGCACAGCUGCUGGGCGAGCCAGCCGAGACCCAGGGCACCACCGAGGCUCGGGACCUGCACUGCCUCCUGGUCACGAACCCUCACACAGAUGCCUGGAAAAGCCACGGUCUGGUGGAGGUGGCCAGUUACUGUGAAGAGAGCCGGGAGAACAACCAGUGGGUCCCCUACAUCUCCCUCCAGGAGCGCUGAGACCCUUCCCAGCCUCAGAACCUGUUGCUGCCAAAAAAUAAAAAUAAAAUAAAUAUUUGACCCCCUCCACCCCAGAACAACCCUCCAAAACAACCCAACCCAGGAGACCAUCGGGGGCAGGAUCGUUGGAGACUGAAGACAGGAGAGGGGAGUGCACGGCCACCCCGGGGGCGGUGAGCCCGGAGCAGCGCCAGCAGCGGCCACCGUGUGAGGAGAAGAGGGGCCCCAGGCCAGCAGAAGAGGGGACCCUGGAGCUCGGGCCUGGUGACCGAGCAGAAGCUGGAGUGGGGGAGCUGCUGCCUCCCCGCAUCGGAGGGCCUGGACUCUGCAUUUGGGGGUGGGGUGAGACUGACUGCAUCCCCCCUCUUCUUGAGACCGCAGCUGACAUCUGCCAACGGGCCUUGGUUGGCCGAGGGUCUGCACCCUGGCCAGGAUUAUACUUUGGGACUUGGGAGCAGGGGCUGAUGUUGCUCUGUACCCACGAACUCCCAGUUUGCAAACUGAACAAUCUAUUUUGUUACUUGCACUUGUUACUUGAACCACUGAAAGAGUAAUGAGAUACAUAUAUUUUUACUUCUAUGAUGGCCUUGUAAUAAAUUUCUAAAGCUUC
This is a messenger RNA of Camelus dromedarius (Arabian camel), 1313 nucleotides long. It is a transcript of the gene GADD45B, whose product is annotated as growth arrest and DNA damage inducible beta. The record is from RefSeq and is a predicted model, not a curated record. Lineage: Eukaryota; Metazoa; Chordata; Mammalia; Artiodactyla; Camelidae. The transcript has 4 exons. Gene Ontology annotation, biological process: regulation of cell cycle. The coding region runs from base 221 to 703 and encodes 160 amino acids. Gene Ontology annotation, cellular component: cytoplasm; nucleus.